AUGUCGACAACCAACAUCGUUGUCUUCGGUGCUACCGGUACGCCUGCGGCAUGUUAUCUUCAGUGCUCACACGCUGAUGCUACUGGUACGGCAGGUUUCACCUGUCGCUUAAUGCCCGACUACCUCGCGCACCAUCCCAAACGCACGUCUUUCACUUUUGGUGUUGCGGGACGUUCUCAACUUGCCAAGCUCGAGGCACUGAAGAAGGGUCUGGGUCUGAACGACACUGAAAAUUAUGUGGAGGAGGCGGUCAAGAGUGCGCAGGUGGAGGAGGCGGUCAAGAGUGCGCAGGUGGUCGUAAACGCGGUGGGGCCGUCCAUUUACUGGGAUGAGCCCGUCUUGAGGGUGUGCUUGAAGCAUCGAAGACAAUACGUUGAACUAUGUGAAGAGACGCCUGGCUUGAGCUCACGACCUUCGCGCAGGUACGGCUAUGUGGAUACCAAAGCCAGCGUGCUCCUCGUCCCUUCCUGUGGGUUCGACUCAGUGCCCGCGGAGCUCGUCGUCUACGUUGCCAACAAAACCCUCAAAGCCACCUUAUGUCCACGCACAUCUCUCGGACCGUCGCUUACGGUCUACCGCGCGAACGGUGGAUUCUCCGGUGGUACCCUAGCUUCCAUGAUGGCGAUCGCAGAGAACGUGCCGAUCGAGAAGCUGCAAGAGGUGCAGGCCGAUUAUGCUCUCGGACCCGCGAUCGGCAAGUCGGGCGUGAAGGACAUGUUGUGGUACGAGGUGCCGUUCGCAGUGCCCAACCGCGUUGCGAUGUACUUCUUCAUGGCUCCAAGCAACCGUGUGAUCGUGCAGCUGGCCCGCGCGGGGUGUGCUGGGCUGGUUGAGCGUCACAAACGCGAGCUGAGCAUCCGCAAUACUAAUGGUGUUGGUAGUGUUGGCUCCUCCGGUAGGGUGUCACCAGCUUGGAUUAGUAAUACCUCGCAGCUGGCUCACAGCCUUCUUCUGCAGGUAAUAUGGUUCUUGAAGCAUUUGGCGACCCCGCCGGGCCCAUCAGAAGAGAAGAUGAAGAUAGGCUUCUUCCAGAUUAAAAACCACUCCCGGUCGGUGCAUGCACCAGGAAUCCCAGAGGUGCCCAUCAGGACCGUUAUGCGUGGGCAGGGUGACCCUGGCUACCUCCUUUCCGCCCGUAUGAUGAUCCCGGAGUCUGCGCUCGCGAUUGUUCUGGAGAAGGACAAGCUGCCGCGGAUGGCACAGGAGGGCGGGAUCCUGACCCCUGCGACGGCCUUCGGCGAUGUGUUAGGUAGAGGAGGGCGGCGGUCGUAUAUGGAGAGUGUGGGCAUCAUCAUUGACCUCUACUAG
Messenger RNA from Fomitopsis serialis, 1308 nucleotides. RefSeq lists its product as uncharacterized. Gene Ontology annotation, biological process: glycolipid biosynthetic process. Gene Ontology annotation, cellular component: mitochondrion; lipid droplet; plasma membrane. The transcript is spliced from 8 exons. The record is from RefSeq and is a predicted model, not a curated record. Bases 1 to 1308 code for a protein of 435 amino acids. NCBI's taxonomy places the organism in Eukaryota, Fungi, Basidiomycota, Agaricomycetes, Polyporales, Fomitopsidaceae.